CGCGCGCCUGUGACGUCGCGUGUGAAGCGGUGUGACUCCCUUACACACGCACCCACUCCAGAUCCACGGAGUGAAGGAUGCUCGCAGUGUCUUUCCCUAGCACUCCCCCAGCAGCACCAUGUCCACAGUGAUGAGCGGGUUGGUGAAUAUGGCGAGUCUCGCGGAUUUCGAGCCGCUCGCGGGAGUGAUCCCCGCCACUAAAGUUGAGAUCACCGUGUCGUGCAGAAACCUCUUGGACAGAGACACCUUCUCAAAGUCGGAUCCAAUUUGCGUGCUGUACACUCAGACGGUGGCGAACAGGGAGUGGAGAGAGUUUGGCAGGACAGAAGUCAUCGAUAACACACUGAAUCCAGACUUUGUGCACAAGUUCAUCCUAGAUUACUUCUUCGAAGAGAGACAAAAUUUACGCUUUGACCUGUAUGACCUUGACUCAAAGAGUGAAAACCUGUCCAAACAUGACUUCCUGGGCCAGAUGUACUGUACUCUGGGAGAGAUGGUGGGAUCUCAGGGAAGUCGUAUGGAAAGGCCACUCAUAGGCAUUCCUGGGAAGAACUGUGGAAGUAUUCUUGUGAAAGCUGAAGAACUUGGAAAUUGUAGGGAGUCAGUACUGAUGCAGUUUUGUGGCAACAAACUGGACAAGAAAGAUUUCUUUGGAAAGUCAGACCCUUUCCUGGUCUUUUACCGUAGCAAUGGAGAUGGAACAUUUACCAUCUGUCAUAAGACGGAGGUGGUGAAAAACACACUGGACCCUGUAUGGCAGGCUUUCAAGAUCCCAGUCAGAGCGCUGUGUAACGGGGAUUAUGACAGAGCAAUAAAAAUCGAGGUGUAUGACUGGGACAGAGAUGGAGGUCAUGACUACAUUGGAGAGUUCAGCACCAGCUACAGGGAGCUCUCCAAAGGCCACUCUCAGUUUACUGUGUGGGAGGUGCUGAACCCCAAGAAAAAGAAAAAGAAGAAGAAAUAUCUAAACUCAGGAACCGUCACUCUGCUGUCCUGCUUCAUUGAUGUUGAGGUCACGUUCCUGGACUACAUCAAAGGAGGCACGCAAAUUAAUUUCACGGUGGCGAUUGAUUUUACUGCGUCAAACGGCAACCCUUCCCAGCCUACCUCUCUACACUACAUGAGCCCGUAUCAUCUGAAUGCGUAUGCACUGGCACUCAGAGCCGUGGGGGAGAUUAUUCAGGACUAUGACAGUGAUAAGCUGUUCCCUGCACUAGGGUUUGGUGCAAAACUACCACCCGAUGGCCACGUGUCUCAUGAAUUUCCCCUGAAUGGGAACCCAGAUAACCCAUACUGCAGCGGGAUAGAGGGCGUUCUAGAAGCGUAUUACCAGAGUCUGAAGUUUGUUCGUCUCUAUGGACCAACAUACUUCUCCCCUGUCAUUAAUCAUGUAGCAAGAUAUGCAUCAUUAGUAAAGGAUGGUUCAGAAUACUUCAUCCUCCUCAUCAUCUCUGAUGGGGUCAUCUCCGACAUGGCGCAAACUAAAGAAUCUAUCGUAAACGCCUCAAGUCUUCCCAUGUCAAUUAUAAUCGUUGGAGUCGGGCCGGCCGAAUUUGACGAGAUGAUUGAACUAGAUGGAGAUGAGGUCAGGAUAUCAUCCAGGGGUCGCUUUGCAGAGAGAGACAUUGUGCAGUUUGUUCCUUUCCGAGACUACAUUGAUCGCAGAGGGAAUCACAUUCUCAGCAUGGCCCGUCUGGCCAAGGACGUUCUUGCGGAAAUCCCAGACCAGUUCCUCCAGUACACGAGGAGCAGAGGCAUCAAACCUCAGCACUCGACACACUCCACCUCGUCCAAACCCCCGUCGACACUCGUGCACCCGCUGCAGACGCAGAUCUGAGUGAUCGCACAAACAUACGGUUCACUGUCACUCUCAGGAUCACACACGGCCUGUCUGAGUGAGACGCUGCUCUUGCACAUGCUGUCUUUCAGUAUGUAGGGUGACGUUAGGGAACUUUACGCCCGGCACUGUCCUUUGUCGGGUGUACUGAGGUUUCGGAAGGUGUUUUAGACUGUUUUAAAGUAUCGAGUGGCCUCUUCUGUCAGUCAAACAUCAGAUAUGACUCCACAGUCUCUGUCUCUCACAUAUUAUUUCCGGAUCUUGUGUCUGACAAACUUCAACAGACGUUUACAAUUGUACCGUUUUUUACAAAUGGAUGUUUUUUUGUACCUCAUGAAAACUCUGAGCUGCUUAACAAUGGAAUUUACUCAUUUUAUUACAUGACGUUGUAAAUAGAGCGAGUGUGAUUUUAGA
This is a messenger RNA of Rhinichthys klamathensis goyatoka, 2251 nucleotides long. RefSeq names its product copine VIII (gene cpne8). The record is from RefSeq and is a predicted model, not a curated record. Bases 119 to 1837 code for a protein of 572 amino acids. Lineage: Eukaryota; Metazoa; Chordata; Actinopteri; Cypriniformes; Leuciscidae. Gene Ontology annotation, biological process: cellular response to calcium ion. Gene Ontology annotation, molecular function: calcium-dependent phospholipid binding. The transcript is spliced from 20 exons. Gene Ontology annotation, cellular component: plasma membrane.